UACAGGUCAGUGAGUGACUAUAUAAUGUGUCAACUGUAAUCGUGUACUUCUGUAACAGCAAACAUGAGUGUCAACUUCGUAGAUUAUUUUGCCAGCGAGCACAAUGGAUACGAUAUUUUAUAUCAAAACAUGAAAUACGGGCUGAUAGCUAGCAAAGAGUUCUCAGACUACCUUAGAGAAAGAUCGAAUAUUGAGGAAUCGAAUUCGAAAUUGCUGUCGAAGCUAGCGAAACAGGCGAACAGCAACUGCGCUCAAGGCACUUUCGCCCCCUUCUGGGGCGUGUUAAAAUGCUCUGCCGAGAAACUGUCCAAUUUGCACCAGCACAUGUUUCAGAAAGUGAGUGAGCUGGUCAAAGAUGUGGCAAGGUAUGCUGAAGAGCUAAACAAGAAGCAUAAAGCGGUGAAAGAUUCUGAGUCUAGCACUCUAGAGGUGGUUCUACUUAUACAAAACACUAAACAGGCUCUACAGAAAGCAAAAGACUUGUACACAAGCAAGGGGGCGGAUCUAGAGAAGCUGCGCAAAGAUAAUGCUUCAGCAAAAGACAUUGAGAAGGCUGAAGUCAAAUUUAAAAAGCUACAUGAUGACUACAGGCAACUAGUUGAAAAAUAUAACAUAGUUAAACAAGAUUUUGAAAAGAAAAUGACACAAACAUGCAAACAUUUUCAAGAUGUUGAAGAAGCACAUUUAAAACAAAUGAAACAGUUUGUGAAUGUCUAUGCUGACAUUAUACAGAAUAACCAUGACCUCAUGGGUCAGGUGCAUAGAGAUUUUAAACAUCAAUGUCUUGAGUUAACAGUUGAAAAACUACUAGAACAGUUCAUUACUGAUAAAUACAUGGCAAUAGAGAAGGCAAACUUAGUAGAGCUGCCAGUAUCUUUACCUAAACCAGGAUCAGCUAACAACUCAAUAUCAGAAGCUGAUCAGAUAUCUACAGUUUCAAAUGGGUCACACAAACCUGCACAACCCCCUAAGGCAGCUAAGAAAGAGAGCCAAUCUUUUGCCAGCAAGACCUCUAGAAGAACCACAUCUCUGCUAAACCUGUUCACACCUAAUUUCCAAAGUAAAGAUGAGCCAACUGGGAGCAUUGAAGGAGCCGCCCCAUGCUCUGCCCCAUCUAGCCCCAGUGGAACCCCAGCCACGCCUGUAGCCCCUGAUAAAGAUGCAGACAUGGGCCGCACAACACUCAGAGAGUCCAAAUGGUUCCUACGCAGCAGAAGAACCAAAACAAAGCUCAAAAAGUCUAAAAAGAAAAAGGAUGAGAUUUCUGAAAAUUCUAACAUGGGAGACAAGUCUGACUUAGAGGAAAAAGAAGAAGAGGUUCCAACAAAAGAUGAUCUGAUGAACUCUCCAGAGGUAGAUGAUGAAGGGUACUGCAUCAGACCUAAAGAUGAGAAAGGUAGUGUUUAUUCUUCAUCAGACACAGACUCAGAGGAAGAGAGAGAGCAAAAGAUACAUGUAGAGAUCAAACCUAUUAGUAAUGGUAGUGCUCCUAUGUCUGCAAGUGUAGAUGAGUUAAGAGCAACAGUUGAAAACAUCUCCUUGUACAAAAUUGGAACAACUACAAGGCGCGGCUCAAACGCAAAUGCAAGCAAAGCCAGCAGUGACUUAUUAGACUUGAACUUUUUCCAGAGUCCCACAGCCAGUAAUCCCACCUCUCCCCACGGUGUUUCGAACCCUUAUGCGCCUUUACAAGCUAACCAAUCGCAACUCUUAGAGAGCCCUACUCCAGUAUCCACAGCAGAUGUUGGAGACCUGUUUUCAGAGGUUGGCGAGAUGAGCCAAACUAACAUUAGAACGUCUACGCCCACAAUGUCGUCUAUUUCGCUCCCACGCCCACCUUCAAGGCGAUCAGAGGGAGAUUUCCGAACCGCCGGCUCGUCAGGGUCCAGGGGGCCGUCUCCUCUCACAAUAGGCAUGGCAGAUACAAUACCGCUAGCUGUAGCUUUCCAUGAGAUUAUUCACUCUUACUUCCGAGGUUCAGAAGAGUCUAAAUGCCAAGUGAAAAUGUCAGGAGACAUGAUGUUGUCCUUCCCAACGGGCAUAGUUGGUGUGUUAGCUAACAACCCCAAUCCAGCAAAGCUCUGCUUCAGACUAAAAAAUAUACACAGACUAGACAAUGUCCUACCUAACAAACAACUUAUUAGCAUCAAUGCUAUGAUGUCAACUCGUGACACAACAGUUGUAGAAUUUAACAUGCCAGCAUUAACUUCUCUGCUUAAACGACAGUCUGAAAAGAACCCCACAGCUCAAUACUUCAAUGUAGACAUAUUGAAAUAUCAAAUACGUCCAAAGGCCGGGGCGGCGUCAUGUCCAUACCAACUAGUUUCAUAUUGGAAAUGUGAGAGAGAGCACACUGAUUUGAAGGUGGAUUACAAGUAUAAUCUCCAUGCCAUGAGCCCACCCUCUCCAUUACUAAACGUCUCUGUGUGCGUGCCAAUGGAUGGAGGUGUGACAAACGUUAUAGCGAUGCCGAAUAAUACUUGGAACGCAAAAAACAAGCAAGCUCUAUGGCGCUUUACUGAACUGUCCCAACAUUCUGAGGAUAGGGGAGUAGGGUCUUUAAGGGCGCGAUUUGAGCUAGAGCAUGGACCUUCUACAAAGGCUACGAUCUCUGCUCAGUUUAAUUGUGAAGGCGCAACACUUUCAGGCAUAGAGUUUGAGCUGAUAGGCAGCGGCUACCGUCUUUCCCUGGUCAAACGCCGCUUUGUCUCUGGCAAAUACAUUUGUGAUAGUGAUAUUCACUGAUUGGUCCAAUCCCUUAUGAAUGUUUGUACAUACUUGUAUGCGGAGUGCAUAGAUUUGACUAAGCUCAUACAUGUUCGGUACCUUAUAGGAUUGUUUCCUGUCCACUUGGAAUGAUUUCAUGUAAUUUCCUUUUUAAUUAGUUAUAUCCUUAAACUAUAUGUUGUAUUAACUUUUAUAGUGGUUAUUUGUGAUUGAUUAAAUUCUGAGUUAACUAAAUUACUUUCAGUAUGAUUAGAGAUGUGCCAUUAUUACAUUACUUGCUGAAUUGUCAGACAACAGUAGUUCUACUGCAGGCUUUAAGAUGUGAGUGUACCUCUUUUUGUUUAAUUCUAGUAUGCAUCACAAAGUUUUAUGUUAAAAAUAAGUUUUUUUUAUUAUACCUAUUAAAACCCCAACAAAUUAGAUACUUUUUGUUUUUCCUAUUUUGGUUUAUUUACAGUAGUAUGUUGUUACAUGUUACAUUUCUGAAAAAAUUAGUAUCUAGCGAAAAGAAAAAAACGAAUUAGAUACUUUAUGAAAACAUACAUGGGAAAAUAUUAAAAUAAUUAUUACAACAUUGAUUUAUUAAAAUGUAUUUGAAAACAAUAGUGCUGAAUAUUAUGGGGUUUCAGUGGACAACAUUAUUAAUUUUAUUGUUAGAUCGUAAUUUUGAAUGGUAGUUAUAAUUUUGUAGGGGCCUAAAUGAGAUGCAAUAAAUAUUAUAGUUAUUAGAUUUGACUAACAAUCUGUAUUAAGGUCACAGAAAUAAUAAAUAAAAAACUUAUAAUUUUUUUCAUUAUCCAAAUAUUCUGAGAAAAUUAGAAUUAUAAUAACUAAAAUGUUACAAUUAAUAGAACUUCUAAAUCUUCAAUUACUUGGCUUUGAUUAAUCAAUUAUGAAUUUGAUUGAAUCUCGCAAUUUUUUUUUUUAUUUGAAGCAUUAUAUUUUAAGAAUUAUAAUAAGUCAGCAUUUAGUUGCGAACCACCGCAUGAAUAUAUCUAACCUAAUCAUUACUCACAUAAAUGUUAAUUUUGUUUUAUUUACUCAAGAGUAAUCUCAUCUAUUUAUGUUUUUUAUAAAGAUCCCAUUAUAAAUGUACAUGAAAAUCACAUUUGUUUGAAUAUCUAUUAAGGCUGAUUAUAAUUUUUUUGUAGUUUUUUUCGUCGGAAUUGGGUAAAAUGUACAAUAUCGUAUUCUACUUAUUUUCGUAACUAACUUACCAAAGAGGAGCUCCUAAAACUCACCAAAUUUUAUCAAAACCUGACGAAUAAAACUACUAAUAAAUAAAAAUCGGCCCAUUUAUGGCCUAAUGCUUUGUAUUAUUCCAAUCUAUCUAAAUAAUAUUUAGCUAAGUGUUACUUUACCAAAAUGGGAAGUGUUCAUAAUAAAUAACAGAAUACCAUAUAUAACUUUAGAUUACUGUACCUUAGUACAAUGAACCAUUCCAAUUAUUCUAAACUUUACUAUUUAAUUGUUAAGGGUUAAUUUUGUAUAACAAACUUAUUCGCCCCUGGUUAUUUUGGUGCGUUCAGAAAUUGGCGUUACAUUAGUUUUUUAUUUUCUGGGUAGCUACUCAAAAAAGUUAAGAACUGUAACUGAAUGCGUAUUUUUAUAUUGUAAAAUUUAUCGCAUGUGUAAUUUCUAUAUACUGUAACUAUUUACAAUGAUUAUAAUUUGGAAAUUAAAUGUAAUUCUAGCCUUUU
Messenger RNA from Cydia pomonella (codling moth), 4427 nucleotides. Its product is annotated as F-BAR domain only protein 2. The transcript has a single exon. The coding region runs from base 64 to 2745 and encodes 893 amino acids. Gene Ontology annotation, cellular component: clathrin-coated pit; cytoplasm; plasma membrane. The record is from RefSeq and is a predicted model, not a curated record. Gene Ontology annotation, biological process: clathrin coat assembly; clathrin-dependent endocytosis. NCBI's taxonomy places the organism in Eukaryota, Metazoa, Arthropoda, Insecta, Lepidoptera, Tortricidae.